This is a messenger RNA of Styela clava, 1817 nucleotides long. Its product is annotated as UPF0193 protein EVG1 homolog. The record is from RefSeq and is a predicted model, not a curated record. Lineage: Eukaryota; Metazoa; Chordata; Ascidiacea; Stolidobranchia; Styelidae.
GCAUUACUAUUGUCUGUCUGAACAAUUUUGAAAACAAAAUGGCAUCUAACAGCUGGCCUGUAGCGAAAGGCGGGCUGUUUGGCCAAGCGGAACGACCUGCGUACAGCAAAGAGACUCAAGAUCUGUUAAAAGUCAUGAUGGAAGAGUCACGGUUGACUAACUUUCAGCGACGACAAUUAAGCGAGUCAAUGAAAGGGGGUAAAAGUCUUCCUACCCGUGUCGCACCAACUUCGAGCGACGUGAAAAAGCGAUCACCCCCAAAAAUGAAGCCUCAUCGAAUUACUGUAUCAAGUAACAUGCGAACUUUAGAUAAAAUCGAGCAAACAGGUGCGUACGAGCGCCCACAGUUUGUUCCAAAGCCGAUUCGAUCGCUCGACAAAGAAAAGCAAAGACUUGCAAAUAUGAUGGCAUACGGGGAAGACAUUGAAAAAAUUCCGAAAAGGAAAAUUGUACGAAAAAUCGAACCUCCCCCCCAGAAAGAUCGCUUUGAGGAAAUUCAGGAAGAAAUUGUCGAACGUCGUCAAUUUUUAAACGAAAUGGAAAAACUCGGACAAGGAAAGCAGCACAGAUCUGUUAUCAAUACCCAGAUAUCCCAGCUUAUCAGAGAGAUGGAAGUCAUAGAUAAGCACCGAACUGAACUGUUAGAAAAAGCGUUGGACGAACAGGAAGAAGCAGAAGGGGGAGAAUAAACAUUCCAUAACAUGAUUUGACUGCCCGAUUGUGCCAAUUUCUUCCUGGACAGAAUAGAUUUGCUUUUCUACGUCUCAGAUAUUCAUAGUGCAUAAGAAAUGCCCAAAACUAUGUGUAAAUACCAAUGGCGUGUGGCGGCUUGUGGGCCACAACUGAACCUGCCAAGCCUUUUGCUGUGGCCCUUGUCAUUACUCAGUAUUUUCCUCAUUAAGCAUAAAAUCCCAAUAUGAAAGUUAGGUUUGAAAAGGCGCUCACAUAGAAAUAAAUAUAUAGUGUUAUUUUUUGCUCUUGUCGCUGUGUUAAUCUUUUGCCGUAUUGCCCGGUGCCUUUACUACUGUAAGUGAUAGACUUUCCAUUGUGAGAAUUUUCAAUCUGUUGUGUUCAUGGAAAAACUAAAUUUCUGUACUUGGUUAAAUGACCUACUGACAAAAAGUGUUGCACACCCCUCUCUGCUAUAUACUAUAGUGAUUGUCGGCAGGCUUACUCAUUGUACUUUCUCCCAGCAUUUCUAAUAUCUUCUAAUAUCCAAUCUUCAAUACUGACUUCUUUUAUAGGGCCUCUUCAUAUUUGUCUACUUAAAACUAGGCUCUGUAUAAUUGGCUAUUGAUACGCAAGUGGAUACUAUAGUUUAGAACAGGGGUGGGGAACUUCUCUAAUUGGAGGGCCGAAUGUGGCAAAAUGAAGUCCUCGGUGGGCCGGAUCACAUAUUUAUUCGCUAAUGCACGAAAGAAAUUUAUAAAUCGCGUUUAGAGUAAAGUUAAAACUUUACAAAAAAUAGAGACCAAAAAACGCAUAAUGAAUUUAUCAUAAUGUACUAAAAGUUUUAGAAGGAUUGGAAUCUUUCUGUUUCAGCAUUGCCUACCCAUGUUUGACUGUUGUGUAUGUUCUAGUGCAGUGGUUCCCAAACCAUGGCGGGUCAAUUAUCGCCUGUCCAACUUGAGUGGAAUAGCUUAACACCUUAGGCUAAUUUACCCUGACCUUUGGCGAACAAUAAAAACAAGAUGGCGGCUAUCUGAAAUUUUCUUCUGAAUCGAUUUGAACAGUUUACUAUACGAUUUGAAAUGACUUAUCUAUACAGAAUAUAUAUUUCCUGUUUUGUUAUUUUGUUCCACUGUUUAAAAUCCCAC